Molecule: messenger RNA, 1557 nt
Organism: Spirometra erinaceieuropaei
Lineage: Eukaryota; Metazoa; Platyhelminthes; Cestoda; Diphyllobothriidea; Diphyllobothriidae
Source: the annotation of a GenBank genome assembly
AUGUUCCGAAACCUGAGGUCUCUCACCUCGGACGCGGGCACGACGGUCUGUUCAGCGACUCAGUUCCUGGAGCGGAUCAAAGGGAUGAGACUUACCGAAGACGAGGUCAUGGCGUCAUUCGACGUCACUUCUCUUUUCACUUCGAUUCCGCAAGACCUGGCAGUCGAAACGGUCAGCGAGCUGCUCGAGAGUCGGUACGACGAGACGGGCGUGACGAUAAAACGGAGACAUCUCGUCCAAUUACUGAGAUUCUGCCUGAAGACGUACUUUACUUUCAAAGGUACGACCUACGAGCAGGUCAAGAGGACGCCAAUGGGAUCGCCGCUCUCGGGCUUCAUCGCAGAGGCAGUCCUCCAAAAAGUAGAGACCCUAGUUUUCGCAGCCUAUAAGCCGAAAUUUUGGACUCGAUAUGUCGAUGAUACCUUCGUUAUCAGUAAGCGGCAAAAGGUCCAAGAAUUCCAUGACGUCCUGAACUCUGUUUUCCCUGACAUCCAGUUCACAAUGGAGGCGGAAGCCAACAACCAACUGCCGUUCCUGGACGUUCUCGUCCAUCGAAAACCAAAUGGGCACUUAAAAACGACGGUAUAUAGAAAGGCCACUAAUACACGCCAAAUCCUGAUCUUCCACAGUAAGCACCCGUUGUGCCACAAACGCAGUUGUGUGCGAACACUCUACAGAAGGGCAGAAACACACUGCAGCGAGCCGGACGACAGAAAGUCAGAACUACGCUACCUCCAGCGCCUCUUCAUGUCCAACGGGUAUCCGCGCAACUUCAUCGAACGCAGCAGACAGGCCCGACUGAGCCGAAUUUUGGAAACAGAACGGCCAAAAAUAUGGCGGGCGCUUCCAUACAUCGAUGGCGUUUCUGAGGCGGUCUCCCGUCUCUUAAGACCGCUGGGGAUCGGCAUCGCCCACCGACCGGAGUCAACAAUUCGACAUCUGGUCAUGAGACCUAAGGCCCCUCUGCCACCAGGUGAAAACACGAACGUCAUCUACCGGAUCCAGUGUAACUCCUGUGAAGCCAACUACAUUGGGGAGACAGGCAAACGACUACAGACCCGUGCUGGAGAACACAUGAGGGCAGUAAGGCGAAUGGACCCUUUGUCUUUGGUGGCCGAACACUGCGCCGAUUCCGAACACACGUUCGCCUUUCAGCAUGUCAAAAUUCUGGGCCGAGGAAGCGACCGCAUAACCAGGGAAACAAUCGAGGCUUGGCAGACAGGGACAACCUCCAUCAACCGUUGUGUGGCUCUUCCCGCUGCCUAUCAAGCCCUUCGAGCACAGCUCAGUAAACAAAUGAGCAGACGUGAACCCAGGCUAAACACGAAUCCAGACAUGAGUGAGUCCAUGGCGGAUGCACACUCAGCCACCCCUCAACCUGGUUCCGACGAAGGCGCAGUCGUCACCACAGCCGUUCCAUCUACUAGUCCGGCGGACGAGAAAAUGGACAGUCGUUGCGGCGUAAACAAGAUUGCCAGCCUUGGACGACAGUUAAGGUCAAUGAAGGUACGGGCGACGACCACCAACGUCUCAACGCCGGCCCCCGAUGUAGAUUGA